AUACAUGUAAAUAUUUGACACAAACGGGACUUUGGCUUAAUUUCUCACCGGUCUGUAAACUAACGGCGCUGACUCGAUGAUUCUGAGCGUGAUUUGUUUGGUCUGGGCAAAAGGCGGCUUGUUUGACAGAUGGGAAGUGGCUCAACUUGAACGAGUUUCACUUAUUUACUUCUAAAUCCAAGACCAAACUAUACCAAAUUCUGAAACGUUUUUGAGUUUUAUCGGAACAAUGGCGUCUGUAAUGGAUGAUCCCACCCUUGAGAGAAAUUUUAAAGGUCACAAAGAUGUUGUAUCCUGUGCUGACUUCAGCUCCAAUAAUAAACAGCUUGCUACUGGAUCCUUUGACAAGAACCUUAUGAUCUGGAACCUCACUCCUAAAGCCAGAGCGUUCAGAUUCGUGGGUCACACGGAUAUCAUUACAGGUGUCCAUUUUUCCCCGAGUGGUUCCUUGGUUGCAUCUUCAUCCAGAGACCAAACAGUUCGACUGUGGACGCCCAGCAUAAAGGGCGAGUCGACUGUGUUCAAAGCCCAUACGGCGAGCGUUCGAAGCGUUCAGUUCUCCAGCGAUGGCCAAAGGCUGGUCACGGCUUCAGAUGACAAGUCUGUGAAAGUGUGGGGUGUGGAACGGAAGAAAUUCCUCUACUCUCUCAACCGGCACACUAACUGGGUGCGCUGCGCGAGGUUUUCACCAGAUGGUCGUCUUGUUGCUUCCUGUGGCGAUGACAGGACGGUUCGCCUCUGGGAUACAUCCUCACGUCAGUGCAUCAACAUUUUCACAGACUACGGAGGGUCAGCGAUAUUUGUGGACUUCAAUUCUAGUGGCACGUGCAUUGCCUCAUCAGGAGCAGACAACACAUUAAAAAUCUGGGAUAUUCGUACGAAUAAGUUAAUACAACAUUACAGAGUUCAUAGUGCAGGGGUUAACUGCUUUUCCUUCCAUCCAUCCGGAAAUUAUCUGAUCAGUGGUUCAAGUGACAGUACAAUGAAGAUCUUGGACCUCCUGGAGGGGAGGCUUAUUUACACCCUUCACGGCCACAAGGGUCCAGUGCUGGCUGUGGCUUUUUCUCGAGACGGAGGUCUGUUUGCAUCAGGAGGUGCUGAUUCUCAGGUUCUUAUGUGGAAGACCAACUUCGAUUCGCUGAAUUACAGAGAUCUGUUGAGCAGGCACAGCAAACGAGUCACCCCAGAUCCCCUUCCACACCUGAUGGACAUUUACCCUCGGUCACCUCACCGACACAGUGCUCAGAAUGGCACAGUAGAGAUUAAUCCCAUUGUUGCUGAUACUCAGUCUGGGGACCCUCGGGUGGUUGAAGUGGGACAUGUUCUUUUCUCCACAGCGGAUAUGAGAAGCCAUGACAGUGCAACAAGCGGCAAGGAUCAGCCUUUUUCGAGUAUAGGUCGAGUACAUACGCGAGACAGAGAAGUGGAGGAUGAAGAUCAAGAAGAAAGGUUUGCUGUUGGCAUAACAGCAUCUAGAGAGGAGCGCUCGGGUAUCCCAUCAAGCCUUACUAGCACUCUGGAGAACAUUGUGCAACAGUUGGACAUCCUGACCCAGACGGUUGCCGUCCUCGAAGAGCGUCUUACUCUGACUGAAGACAAAUUAAGGACAUGCUUGGAAAACCAGGUCCUGCUUCUGCAACAGGCACAGCAAGUGGACGGAUCAGAUGAGGAAGCCGAGGGAUCAUCUGUGUGAGGGAUACCCAACCCCGGUGGUCCUCAUUUCAGUGGUAACUUCCUCUGGCCUGCAGGGGGGGACAUGACAAAUCCCUUUUCUUUUUUCAUUUUUAGCUUAAAGACAUCCAGCUGUGUCAUUCCGAAUGAGAACAUUGGACUUAACAAUGCAAAAAAAAAAAAGGACACAAGAUGAAAAGACACAAAGCAGGAUGAGGGAGGGGCUGAAGGGGAUUUGAGGGAUCAUACAGCAUUCUCACCCAAAAAAAAAGUCAUGGUAAGAGGACAGCUGCAGCUAAGACAACAUCUCGGUCAUGUUUUGACAGCAGCGAGCAAGACAUAUCAGGAAAGAGACUGAUAGAGAAGACAAACAUGCAUGGAUUUUUACAGUGUCCAGAUUGGGUUGUGUCUGCUGCAUCACAUGUAUUAUGUAAAUAUAGACCACUAUGAAUCAAUUACAGUCUCCGGUGUGAUUAAGGCCCAGGCAGCACGAAUGGUUUGUGCAUGUGCAUGUAAGGCCAAGUAAGUGUCCUCAGAGACACUUGCAGCCUUGUUUACUCUUCCUCAAUCAGCCACAGCCUUGUGGCUUUCCUCUGGGUGGGGGUCAGGCGGAAACAGUGAGCCAAUCGACAGAAGGGCCCAGCGGUUCUCAUUUGUUUUUUUGUGUACUGCAUCAUUCUGUUUGUGGCAGCUCUGCUAAACUCUUCUCAUAAAAACCAAAGCAAGGCGGUAAAAACAAAUAAUUUAGACCAGUUUCCCAAAGGAAAAAAAAAAGAUGUGGCUGAUUUUUUUUAGCUAUUCAGAUUGUAUUACAAACCACUCUGGUUGAUUACUUACAUGCUUUUUCAUUUUCACUAUACAUUUCAUAUAUAAAGAAUUUGUCGUGAACAUGAAGAAAAAUUCCAGCAUGUGCAAAUUACUAAACUAACUUCUUUAACCACUUCCUGUGUAGCACAGAGUCUCUUACCGACACCAGGUGUGUUCAUGACCUCUCUGUGCAUAACACAAGACCCUUGUCUCUGGUGGGGCACCAAAAAAGGGCUAGAGCAACCAACUUGUGAAUGGAGAACAAAGAGAAGAUAAGAGAAGCAAAUGCAUGUGUUCCUGUGUAAAAGCAGUUGUGUGAGGCUGUCUGCUUGUGCAUGUGCCUGUGUUUAUGGAUUUGUGCACAUGCAGGUUCUUGCAAGACCCACAUAUGGUAAAGUGGUUGCUUGCUUACGAGGCAAGGGAAGGUAAACAUUAUCUUUAGCUCCCCCACAGACAUCAGAGGACUAGUUCUUCCUCCUGCUAGCCAGGCCUGGUUGGCACUGAAUCAGAGCACUUUGAGGAAAUUCCCUCUGACCUUCUGUUCAAGGAAAAAAAAAAAAAAAAAAAAAAAGAUAAAGAUGGAGUAAUGUAAAUUAGCUCACUUGUAUUGUUUCUGCAAUGCCACCUGCACAAAAGAAACUUGCUCCAUUUUUUUCAUUUAGGGGAACGUCUGUUGAGAGGUUUUCCUUUUCAACAAAUAUAGAAAGUUUAAAGAUAGGUACACACCUGUCGUGGUUCGGAGACCUUACUGAAGUGGAAGUUUCCGAACUGAGAGAAAACCUUGUUCUAGCAAUGAGUGGGUUAGAGAAAACAUUGAAACUCUUGAAAGCUGCUUGGCCAAUCGUAUUCAGGGACUAGAAUUAUCUGCUGUUUCGAAGCAUUUUAGUCUUUAAGGCUGAAUUCUUCUGAAAGGCGGAUUCACUUAUUUUACUUGUUAUAAAUCCCUAAUGCACUUUUCGUGAAAUCUGUGGCUUUAAAACUCUAGUUGCGAUUAGCAUCUGUGUUUUAAAGCACCCUCACACCUGUUUUUUUUUUUUUUUU
Molecule: messenger RNA, 3519 nt
Organism: Puntigrus tetrazona (Sumatra barb)
Lineage: Eukaryota; Metazoa; Chordata; Actinopteri; Cypriniformes; Cyprinidae
Gene: poc1b
Product: POC1 centriolar protein B
Exons: 12
Coding region: 230-1693 (487 amino acids)
Biological process (GO): cilium assembly
Cellular component (GO): ciliary basal body; centriole
Molecular function (GO): protein binding
Source: RefSeq, a predicted model, not a curated record